Messenger RNA from Haliaeetus leucocephalus (bald eagle), 438 nucleotides. Its product is annotated as avidin-like. The transcript has 4 exons. NCBI's taxonomy places the organism in Eukaryota, Metazoa, Chordata, Aves, Accipitriformes, Accipitridae. Bases 1 to 438 code for a protein of 145 amino acids. The record is from RefSeq and is a predicted model, not a curated record. Gene Ontology annotation, molecular function: biotin binding.
AUGGGGAGCUUCGGCCGCUGCCUCCUGCUCGCCCUGGCCCUGCUCAGCCCCUGUGCCGCUGCUGCCAGGAAGUGCAACCUGCAGGGCCUGUGGAGGAACGAGCUAGGCUCCAACAUGACCCUCUCAGCUCUGGACGCAGCCGGGACCUUCUCGGGCUCCUACCACACCGCUGUGGCGGCCACCAACAAGCAGAUCCUGGUGUCACCCCUGCAAGGGGCCCAGCAGCACCCCAGUGCCAAGGGGCAGCCCACCUUCGGCUUCACCGUGCAGUGGCAGUUCGCAGACUCUACCACCGCCUUUGUGGGCCAGUGCUUUGUGGACCGCCGUGGGAAGGAGACACUGGAAACCACGUGGCUUUUGUGGGAAGAGGUCCCGUCCCGCAAGGAUGCCUGGAAAGCCACCAGAGUCGGCACCUCCAUCUUCACCCGCAUCAAGUGA